Molecule: messenger RNA, 975 nt
Organism: Tetrahymena thermophila SB210
Lineage: Eukaryota; Ciliophora; Oligohymenophorea; Hymenostomatida; Tetrahymenidae
Exons: 1
Source: RefSeq, a predicted model, not a curated record
AUGAUUUAAAUUCUCAAGAUUUUGAGAUUUAUUACCGUUUCUACCUAUGAAACUAAUAAGCAAUGUAAAUUUCAUUUUAUUUUCUCCCCCUUCAUCACACUAUUUUAAAAACUUCUUUUAAUUCUAAAUUAAAAUUUUUAACAAAUAUUUAACAAAAUUUAAUGGGCAUCCAUUAAAUAAACUUAUUUAGUAUAUUCAAAAUAUUUAAUAUAAAUAGAUACUGAUAUGUGCAUUUAAAUUUGGAACUAUUUAAAGGGAGAUUUAAAGGGAUACAUUUUGAAAAGAAAUUUAUAGCUGUUUUUAUUAGCUGUAAUGAAUAUAUAUGAUAAAAAAGGCCUUAUUCCAAAAUUGUAAACAGAUAGUAUUUCAAAUGUGUUAUAAAACCAUAUCAGCAAUCAAAAGUAAACCUCUGACAUUAAAAUAAUAGAAGAUUUUCAAAUGCAAAACUCAGUAUUCUCUAAUUUAAGCGAGACAAAUAGUAAAUCUUAAUAUAAUUUAAGUUCAGACUCCUAGUCGCUGGAUAAAACUAACAGAUUCUAGAGUGUUUAGCAAGAAAUUACUUUUGAUGAAAUUGGGAAUAUUAGUUUGAGUUAGCAAGAAGUGUAUAAUAUUCAUUAAAAGUAUUAAAUAUUGUACAACAAUAGAUUGUCAACAAAGAAACCAAGUUAAUUGUAAGAUUAACAAUAAAUAAAUCAAUAAUCUAGCGAAACUUAAAAUAGAUCAAAGAGUCCUAAGUUAAUCAGUUAAAAUAGUGAGUAUUUUGCUUAAAAGAAGAGAUAAAAACUAAUAGAAGAAAUAAUCUAGAAAGAACCUCAAAUAAAAAAAAUAGAUCUGGCUUCUCUUUUGAGUUACUAACAAGAAAAGACUAAUAUCGAAAUUCAGUAAUUAAGAUAAAAAAAUAUCUAAGAAGAAUUAAGUAAUUGUACUUUCAAACCAUAAUUAAUCUAAAGUCCCCUCGUAAAAUAGUUUUUAUGA